UUUGAAAAUAAAGAAUGAGUCUUAUAUAUUUAUUUUCUCUUAAAAACACAACUCAUCCAGAAUAUGCAUUCACAUUUGAAGCAGAUGUUAUGAGUUAAGAUUUUCAUCCUUAAAGUCUAGCAUUAUUGGCUGUUGGAUUAUAUGAUGGAACAGUGUUAAUUUAUGAUAUUAGAAAUAAACUUAAAAAACCAAAUUAUUAAUCAACAGUAAGAACAUAAAAACAUACAUAUCCUGUAUGGUAAGUAAAAUGGAAUCCAGAUAUUUCAAAGAACUAUAAUUUUUAUUCAAUAUCAUCAGAUGGUAGAGUAAUGAAUUGGGUUCUUAUGAAAAAUAAAUUAGAACCUGAAGAAGUCAUUAGAUUAAGAUUAGUUGGUAAAAAUGAAGAGGAAAGUGCAUUGAUUGGAUUAGCUUCUGUGGUUUAUGUUUUGAUUUUAAUAAAUUUGAACCUCAUAUAUUUUUAGUAGGUACAGAAGAAGGAAAAAUCCAUAAAUGUUCUAGAGCAUAUUCUGAAUAAUAUUAGGAAACCUAUUAAGUAAAAUUAUAUAAUAAAAAUAAAUAGGGUCAUAAUUUGGCAGUUUAUAAUGUAAGAUAGAAUAAUUUUCAUGAUAGAACUUUCAUACCAGCUUCAGCAGAUUGGAUAGUAAAAAUACAGGACUCAAAAAUUCCAUCAUAAAUUAUGAGUUUUGAAUAAGGAAUGU
Paramecium primaurelia is the source of this 698-nucleotide messenger RNA. NCBI's taxonomy places the organism in Eukaryota, Ciliophora, Oligohymenophorea, Peniculida, Parameciidae. The record is from the annotation of a GenBank genome assembly.